GAACUGAAAUUCAAUCGACCGCUUAUCCAUCGUUCGUCCAAGGAAAUCAAUCAAAAGAAAAGAGAAUCGUGAUGCACAGAGAGCGAGGGAUUGGUGUGUCCAAGACGGAUGUCGAUCAUCGAAAGCAGCGGAUUAGCGAUGUCCUCGAUAAGCAUCUCGACCGAUCCUCUCCGUCCAGUUCCAGACCCACCAACGGCAAGGAUUUGUUUCUUUUCAUGAACAAGCAGCAACCGCCUGAUCACAACAACAUUGACCAUCUCCUCUCUAAAGACAACAACGCCUCCGUUGUGGAAUCUGACACGGACAGCGAAGAGUCUGAUGUCAGUGGUUCCGAUGGAGAUGAGACGUCGUGGAUCUCAUGGUUUUGCAAUCUAAGAGGGAAUGAAUUCUUUUGUGAAGUUGAUGAUGAUUACAUACAAGAUGAUUUUAACCUCUGUGGGUUAAGCAGUCAAGUUCCAUACUACGAUUAUGCCCUUGAUUUGAUUUUGGAUAUUGAAUCCUCUCAUGGUGAUAUGUUCACAGAGGAACAGAAUGAAUUGGUUGAAUCUGCAGCAGAGAUGCUUUAUGGAUUGAUUCAUGCUCGAUAUAUAUUGACCAGCAAAGGGAUGGCAGCUAUGCUGGAGAAGUACAAAAACUAUGACUUUGGAAGAUGCCCCAGAGUUUACUGCUGUGGACAACCUUGCCUUCCAGUUGGUCAAUCAGACAUUCCUCGGUCAAGCACUGUUAAAAUAUGCUGCCCCAGAUGUGAUGAUAUGUACUACCCACGUUCCAAGUAUCAAGGCAGUAUCCUUAAUUGCACUCAAUAUUCUUUUACUGGGAAAUAGUAUGCGCUCCUUGUUUAUAUGGCUGUUAUUGGCAACAUUAGUGGUUCUUUUGGCCUAGAGAUUGAACUUUCCAAUUUGAUACGAUCUAUGGUGUGUAUUUAUAGGUCUAAGGAGUUCGAUUUAAGAUCGUUUCAUUCAUUGGUUCAUGCUUGUUUUUAUGUGUCCA
This is a messenger RNA of Populus euphratica (Euphrates poplar), 990 nucleotides long. Its product is annotated as casein kinase II subunit beta-like. NCBI's taxonomy places the organism in Eukaryota, Viridiplantae, Streptophyta, Magnoliopsida, Malpighiales, Salicaceae. Gene Ontology annotation, cellular component: cytoplasm; protein kinase CK2 complex. The coding region runs from base 72 to 824 and encodes 250 amino acids. The transcript is spliced from 4 exons. The record is from RefSeq and is a predicted model, not a curated record. Gene Ontology annotation, molecular function: protein kinase regulator activity.